Molecule: messenger RNA, 1579 nt
Organism: Acanthopagrus latus (yellowfin seabream)
Lineage: Eukaryota; Metazoa; Chordata; Actinopteri; Spariformes; Sparidae
Exons: 7
Coding region: 200-883 (227 amino acids)
Source: RefSeq, a predicted model, not a curated record
GACAAAUCACAGCAAGACUCAUUCAGAACCUGCAGGAGCCCCGGACCUGGACCGACCCAGACCAUCAGGACCAGUUCAGUCCAUCAGGACCAGUUCAGACCAUCAGGACCAGUUCAGUCCAUCAGGUCCAGUUCAGACCAUCAGGACCAGUUCAGUCCAUCAGGUCCAGUUCAGACCAUCAGGACCAGAUCUUUCCAGGAUGUGGAUUUUACUGAUACUGUUCUGUCUGCUGGAUCAGAACCAGGCUACACCUGUAACAUGGGAACAACUCAGCAGCCUUCAGCCCUUUCUGCAACAAGUGGGCCAGACAUCUCCCUCCCCUCCUCCUGACGCCGGUGGACAGAGGACCUCCUCCUCCUCCUCUUCAUCAUCAGCCUCCUCGGAGUCGAGCCAGAGUUCAGAGGGUCCUCAACUGCUGAGAGAGCGAGAGAGGCUGGAGACCACGGCUGUGGAGCAGACAGACUCAUCUCAGGAGGGCCCGGAGCUCCGCCCCUCUCUCAGCAGGUCCAGUCUGCGGCUCCAUGAACUGGUUCUGCUGGGAGAGAGAGUGGGCGAGCGAGACAGAGAGAGAGAAACAGGUGAUGACAGUGUGGCGAGCAGAGAGCGCCGCGGCCAGCCCGUGUUGCUGACCUUUCACCACCUCAUGGCUCAACCUCGAGGAGUCGCUGUCACUGCAGGUGGAGCUGCCGCAAACCACCGCGGAGCCACAGUGGAUGGGGGCGUGGCUGAAUCUAUGGUGGGCGUGGCAGAGGAGGGUGAAGAGGCGGACCCAGCGUCUCCUCAGCUGGUGGACGACAGCACAGAGCGGGCAGACAGACUGACCCGGGACUCACCAGGCCACGCCCACCACCUCGAUAAGGCGGGGUUUGAGCUGGGGCUGUGAGGCCCCGCCCCCUGCAGACAGCUAUCUAUCAGUAAUCAAUCACUAGUGAAGUUCUCGUCUGUGUGUGGAGUUUGAUUUUUACUCAGUCACAGCGCCACAGUGUGGACAGUCAUUAACUCGACAGGCUACACUCUUUGUAAUGAAUUAUUGAUCUUCACUGAACUAAUCACAUGAACUACUCAUGUGGGAACAGAGGGGCAUGCUGGGUAACGAGUGGCUGUUUGUCGAUGACAACGUGUUGAAACAUCAGGUGAUGUCGAGUGCUUCUGAUGUUCGGACACAAACAAUCAUCUUAACGAUUAUCUUAACGAUUAUCUUACGUUAAUCUUCUAUCUUCUGAGUGUUUAAUGUUUAAAAACCCCUGAACACCACUGACAUGUUUUAAAUCAUCUGUGUAAAUGUUUAUAAUCACUCUGUUAAACUGAUCAGAGAGUGAAUUAUAAUUUCCUGUGAUUUAGAAACAAUCGAUCUGUAACAUGAUGUCACUGUUUAUAUUCAGGUCUCACAUCAGUGUGUCGACUGUAACUAACUUUGCUCUGUAAUCGUCAACAGGCUUCAUUAAAGACUUUUAUUUUAUAAAGUCUCUGCUGCUGAGACAAAGUGUUGGCAUGCAGCCCGUCUGAGGUGAGAGGAGAGCUUGAUCACAGGUUUGAUCAAUAACCCGUGCAGGUUAUUGAUCUUAUUGAACCUGCAGAU